CACACACAAAAAUCUCUUCAAAAAAAAAAAACUAACGCUGUCCUUUUAUGUAUUCCUUAAAAGAUAUUCUCACUAAAUUUAAGUUCGAAAGAGUCUUGUCUAAUGAUACGCGUACGAAAAUUAUCUAUGUAUUGGGUCAAGUAGAAGAGCAAGACUGCAUUCUCUCUUUUGAAAAGACACAGUUUGACAAUAAAGUCAUUCCAACGCUAGCAUCAGCAGUCGAUCAAGCCAAGAUGGAUGAUCUUGUUGAAAACAAUAUCUAUGGCUGGUGCAUGACUGCACUUGAUUAUGAUGCACUUGAUAUUCGCGUUAAAUCUAUCUAUCCAGCAACAGAUGUUCAUAUUGCAAAAUACGAAGCUCAGUCGCGUGUUAUGCUCUUAGAAACACCCGAAUUGUAUGAGUCCAUCACACUUCCUUAUAUCAAGAGUAUACCUGCCAAGCGUACACAGUGGAUUGACAACAUUUUGAAUGGUUCAGCUGAAGCAGAUCGCGUCAUUUACCACGACCAUGAUCUAGAGACAGGAUUUGUAGUACUACCAGACAUGAAAUGGGACGGUCAACAAGAAACACUUUAUUGGGUUGCUAUCUCUAUGCGCUCAGAUAUUUUAUCUCUGCGGUCUCUAAACAAGAGUCAUUUGGACUUUUUAAAGAAGCUUCGGGAAACAAGUUAUCGUCUUGUGCUGGAAAAAACAGGGUUGACUUCUUCUCAAUUACGCCUAUUCAUUCAUUACCAGCCAUCUUAUUACCAUUUUCAUCUGCAUAUCACAGCUGUUUCGUUUAGUGAUGCUCCAGGUGUUGUUUCUGGACAAGCCCAUUUAUUGGACACAGUCAUUAACAAUAUCGAAUUUUGCUCUGAUUAUUAUCAACGAGUAAGCAUUCCAUUUGUGAUUGGAGAAAGACAUCAACUCUAUGUAGAACAUAAAUGGUAACAAAAACAAAUAAACCGCUUUUCUCUCUCUUUUGUUUCUUUUUAC
Gilbertella persicaria is the source of this 974-nucleotide messenger RNA. Its product is annotated as HIT-like domain-containing protein. The record is from RefSeq and is a predicted model, not a curated record. Gene Ontology annotation, biological process: deadenylation-dependent decapping of nuclear-transcribed mRNA. Lineage: Eukaryota; Fungi; Mucoromycota; Mucoromycetes; Mucorales; Choanephoraceae. The transcript has a single exon. The coding region runs from base 48 to 929 and encodes 293 amino acids. Gene Ontology annotation, cellular component: P-body; nucleus. Gene Ontology annotation, molecular function: hydrolase activity; RNA 7-methylguanosine cap binding.